Branchiostoma belcheri (Belcher's lancelet) is the source of this 1429-nucleotide messenger RNA. Its product is annotated as palmitoyltransferase ZDHHC3-like. The transcript has a single exon. Gene Ontology annotation, molecular function: protein-cysteine S-palmitoyltransferase activity. The coding region runs from base 21 to 851 and encodes 276 amino acids. The record is from RefSeq and is a predicted model, not a curated record. Lineage: Eukaryota; Metazoa; Chordata; Leptocardii; Amphioxiformes; Branchiostomatidae. Gene Ontology annotation, cellular component: Golgi apparatus; endoplasmic reticulum. Gene Ontology annotation, biological process: protein targeting to membrane; peptidyl-L-cysteine S-palmitoylation.
UAGCAGACGGAAGAAGCAAGAUGGCGGUGUUCCGUACAGAUCCGUGCGGGAUCAUCUGUAUAAUCAUCACUUACGCCGCCGUUUUCUACGCGGAUUACGUCGUUGUCCGACACUUGGCGAUCCCCACCAUGACUUCCAACCUUUGGGGAGCCUUUCACGUGGUUCUGUUCAAUAUUGUCGUGUUUCUUUUGACUCUGGCGCACCUGCGAGCGGUGUUUUCGGACCCGGGGAUCGUGCCCCUCCCUGCCAACAACAUUGACUUCUCGGACGUUCGCGCGGCGGGCAAGAGAAAACUGUCGGAAAAGGAGGAAGAUUGGACGGUGUGCGCUCGCUGCGACGCCUACCGCCCGCCCAGGGCCCACCACUGUAAGAUUUGCCGGCGGUGUAUCCGCCGUAUGGACCACCACUGCCCUUGGAUUAAUAACUGUGUGGGCGAGCUGAAUCAGAAAUUCUUCAUCCAGUUCCUCUUUUACACCGGUUUGGCGUGCUGCUACGCGCUCAUGUUGGUGAUAGUCUCCUGGGUGAUUGAGUGUACGGGAGCCGGGUGUAAGAUCGACCACCAGGGGAGACAAACGCGCAUCGUGCACUCUGUCAUCCUCACGGUAGAGGCGAUUCUGUUCGGGUUGUUCGUGUCAGCCAUCAUGUGCGACCAGUUGUCUGCCAUCUUCACGGACGAGACGGCGGUGGAACAGAUUCAGAAGCGCGGCAGGGAGAGAGAGCGCCCUCGGAAACCCAAGAUGGCGCUCCUGGCCGAGGUCUUCGGCCGAGGGAACUCGGUCCUCUGGCUCUGCCCCUGCCAGGCCGCGCCCGACCCGCAGACCAUCAGUAACCCGCAGGAGUAUGAUGUAUAAUGAACGGUCCCGCGGGGGUAAGACGUUAUAAUGGACAAUGGACAGUCCCCCAGGAGUAUACUGAACAGUCCCUCAACACUAUGAUGUAUAAAGAACGGUAUCAUGGACAGCCCUCAGCAGUAUGAGGUAUAAUGAACAGUCCCUAAGCUGUAUGAUGUACAUGUAUAAUGAACAGUCCCUAAGCUGUAUGAUGUACAUGUAUAAUGAACAGUCCCUGCGUAUAAUGAACAGUCCCACAGGAGUAUAUAUAUGACAUAUUUCUUCUCAUUUUAACUGUCCCAAAUGUCAACAAACGAACAAUAUAAAACGAACUGUCCAGCAUUAGCGUGAUGCAAAAUGAACAGUCCCUGGGAGUGCUUGUGUGACAUACAAGGGUAGUCUGGCAGGAAUAUGAUAUAGAACAGACCACUCAACGAGAUUACAUCUGCAUAUAUCGGCUUAACAGGCUCUGCCCAUGACUUGCAGUUGUACUGUUGCUUUUAGAGCCAUCAUCAAUGUGCAACAAUGUCACGCACAUGUUUUUCCAUAGUACGUUGAUGUAGUCUCCAUAGCAUGCCAAAAACUGGGGGUUUUGGGUA